Messenger RNA from Sycon ciliatum, 942 nucleotides. RefSeq lists its product as uncharacterized. Lineage: Eukaryota; Metazoa; Porifera; Calcarea; Leucosolenida; Sycettidae. The transcript has a single exon. The record is from RefSeq and is a predicted model, not a curated record. Bases 1 to 942 code for a protein of 313 amino acids.
AUGACCACGCCGGCCAGCAACGGGAAGGGCCGUGGAAAACCUUUCCCGGACGCACCCUCAGUUACCAGGGAGGAACUCAUGGAGCUCAGGCAACAGCAGCAGGCUCUGCUGGAUCAGCUCAACAAGGCACAGGCCACAGCCAGUACCAGUGGUAGUGUUAUUGGGAGUAGCCCUGAGUUGGACCGGCCCCCAGCUGUGGCAGCCGUCAGUAUCAAGCUGCCCGAUUUUUACCCUUCGGAUCCCGCUCUGUGGUUUGCCCGGGCUGAGUGUCUCUUCAGUCAUCGUGGCAUCACUGCCCAGCGGACCAAGUUCGAUUAUGUAGCUGCGGCACUGUCGGAGCAGUUCUCCAUGGAGGUCCGAGAGCUGCUCAUCAGUCCCCCGCAGACUGAGCCAUACACGACGCUGAAAAGCCAGCUCAUCGCCCGCACUCAGAUGUCUGAGCAGAAGCGACUCCGGCGUCUGCUCACGGAAGAGGAGCUUGGAGACCGCACCCCAUCCCACCUGUUGCGCCGCAUGCAGCAGCUUAUUGGCUCCAGCCAAUUGGAUGAGUCGAUUUUACGGGAGCUGUUUUUGCAGCGACUUCCGAGCAAUGCCCAGCUGGUCCUUGCGUCGACCCCAAAGGCUACAAGCCUUUCCGAAUUAGCUGCCAUUGCUGACCGGGUUAUGGAGACAACCCAGGCCUCAGUCUCCGCCAUCCAACGCCCACCACAGGACGACGCUCGGAUGUCCGCCCUGGAGCAACAGAUUGCUGCCCUGACCGAGGCCGUCAGCUCUCUGCAUAAACGGUUGGACGGAUCCCGGGGUCGCAGCCCUGGCCGUGGAUCUGGUCCACCGCGCUCACGGAACAACUCGCCCGGUCGGCCCGGCCUGUGUUUCUUUCAUAGCAAGUUUGGCGACCAAGCUAAGAACUGCCGACCACCCUGCUCCCGGUCGUCAAACUAG